Molecule: messenger RNA, 1988 nt
Organism: Colletotrichum scovillei
Lineage: Eukaryota; Fungi; Ascomycota; Sordariomycetes; Glomerellales; Glomerellaceae
Product: Ulp1 protease family protein
Exons: 7
Coding region: 705-1457 (250 amino acids)
Biological process (GO): proteolysis
Molecular function (GO): cysteine-type peptidase activity; deNEDDylase activity
Source: RefSeq, a predicted model, not a curated record
GUUCGCUUCCCCACCGUCGUCCACAGCGAACCUACGCUCCGCUCCGUCUGCAACCUAUGACCAGGAGGAUCCUGAAGUUUCCCACCGCCCACGCAGAAACAACAGAGACCCUCGUCCCUUCCCCCCCGCUCAUCAAUCCCGAGCGAGAAAAAAAAAGCAAAAAAGAGCGGAUGCGAAAAAGGGCCCUGAAUUAUUUUUUUGAUUUCAUUUCUUAGCCUUGGCUAAUUAUCCCCCCUCGUCUUCCGUUCUCUCUUCCUACUCUCCUCCCAAUUGAUCCUAUUCUCGGAACCCUUUUCUCUCCGUUCUGGUUCACAAUCUUCUUUCUAUCCGUACUCUGUACCGGUUCCUCAAGUUCACUACCACACACACCCGUCAACCUACGUACCUACUUCACCUACCUUACCCCAAAGUCACUCUUGGAAAAGAUCGUCGCUCUUCUCGAACCGAACCAAAGCAUCCCCCCUCUGACGCAACUCCCCGCGAACAACAGCCGCUUCUUACCUUUCCGCUCCUCUCGCAACCGACAACCAUCGCCGCCCCGAGCGAUCAACUCCUCCCGCUCCGGCUCGACCUCGACGACAUCUUCGAUAUCCUCUAUCGCAUCGGCCUCAGCAGUAUCACCACCAGCAUCCCUUCAGCUUUCCCCCUCGACCUCCCCGACGAGCAGCACAAAGUCCGGCCACAAAUCGGAGUCGCGCCUGAGUAUGCCUUUCAGGAAGAUGGCCCGUCACUUUGGUGACACUCUCUCCCCGCAGCAACCUUACUUGUCGUAUCACGAUAUUCUCCUCACCUACGAAGACAUCAAGUCGCUCAAGAACGACUGGUUGACAGAUAACAACAUUGCUUUCUGGGAAGAAUGGCUGGAACGCGAAGUCCUCCCCAAGUACCCUCAAGCCCGCAUCAUCCUCCUUCGGCCCUCAAUGACCUUCCUCCUCAUGAAGGAGCCCGACAUGCGCCAGAUCCGCUCCGCCCUCCCUGACUUCUCCAAAGUAACACACAUCUUCCUCCCCAUCAACGACGCCCGCAACGUCGCCCAGGCUGAGGGCGGCUCCCACUGGUCCUUGCUGCUCGUCAGCGCCAUCGACGGCGUCGCCUUCCACUACGACUCCCUCGGCGGCGCAAACUACGCAGAGGGCCGUCUCGCCACCCACAAGAUGUCCGAGAUCCUCGGCCGGCCACUCCGCUAUCUCAACCUCGACGACUCUCCCCAGCAGGAGAACGGCAGCGACUGCGGCGUGUUUGUGUGUAUCCUGAUGCGCCACCUGCUCAUCAAGCGUCUCCUCAGCGCCAACGCUCGCGAAAAGGUCAGCAUGAGCAUGGCCAAUAAGCUGAUUGACAGCCACGGCGGACGUAAAGAGAUGCUCAAGAUUAUCGAGAGCUUGCGCAAGGAAGGCGAGCGGAGGAGAUCGAGAAGCGCAUCACCGUACUCGUCAAAGACGCCGCCACGGAUCGAGUAGUCAACCAUAGGCAACCCUUCCUAGCUUACCUUUACAACCCUCGAUCCAACGAACGACAACGAGACCGUGAUUCAGCACAAUCACAGCCUUGUCGACGACUUUAUUUAAAUGUUUCGGUAUACGAUAUCCACGAACGCAUGCACAAGUGUAUUUUAUUUCAACGACAUGAGGAAGGAGACAGGGGGAAUGUAAGCAUCUUGCGGGGGAAGAUGGGAGCGACAAGCGGAACCGCGUCUCCCAGCACACGUCCGUGAGACCCCCAUCGAAUCGAAUCCAAACGCCGAAAUACGAAGCGACGAUUCUGCGGCGACGAUUCUGCAACGACUAGAGAUAGCGGGCAAGAUGGAGGCACUGUGAGAUGAUGGGCGUAGAAGGGCCAACGCUGCGGGCUAUUCUGGCGGGGGCCACAUUGGAGUAGAAAGGUCAAGACGGGAUGGGCCGUAGUAGAGGAGGAAGAGAGGGGUCCCAAAUCAAAGACAAUGCAAAGGCGAGGCGUUUUGGCGUGCCAAGUUCGAAUGAUUAGCCAGGAGA